Trichomonas vaginalis G3 is the source of this 1325-nucleotide messenger RNA. RefSeq lists its product as uncharacterized. NCBI's taxonomy places the organism in Eukaryota, Parabasalia, Trichomonadida, Trichomonadidae. The record is from RefSeq and is a predicted model, not a curated record. The transcript has a single exon. The annotation marks the transcript as partial.
AUGCUGGGUUCUUCUUCUCAAUUUAAGCAAGUCAUAGUAAAGAAAACAAACUGUCCAUAUGAAUUAAGAUUUAUUGACAUCAGAAAUUAUAUAGCGGGUGGAACAUUAGACCAAUUCACUCAAGAUUUCGGAAACAAUAAAUCACGUGUUAAAUCCUUUUUCCCUUAUCAAUUCAUCACAUGGGAGAAUUACGAAGAUGAAUUAUAUAAAAAGGAACCAUUCACUCAAGAUUCAUUUUAUUCAGCAUUAACACAAGAAACAAUAUCCGAUUCAGAUUAUCAAAUAUAUCUCAAUGAUGCUAAAAAUUUUGAGAAUAGAUUAGAAUAUUUUAUUCAUUAUUGCAAUAAAGACGUUGAAAUUAUGAUUGACCCAAUUGAUAAAAUUAUCGAAGAAACAUUUGUUUAUAAAAUUGACAUGCUUCAUAAUCUUUCUUUAUCAUCGAAUGCAUCAAUGAUUCGUUACGCGUUAGCAUAUAAGAACUUCAAUCCUAACGAAACAUAUCCAGAAGAAGAAAAUGUGGAAUCAAGUUUUGAAUUAACAAAAAAGUAUUGGAAAUAUAAAAUUGAUUCAUAUAAGAAACAAGAUGAAAAGGCGAAAAGAGAUACCAAAAAUAAUGUUUCAAUGGAUGAUUUUCAAUACUAUCACGAUUUAAUCCUUUCAUCUAAAUGCAAAAUGUGUGGUAAAGCGUUUACAUAUGUAAAUAAACCAACAUUGGAUAGAAUCGAUAAUGAAAAACCACAUACCAAAGAAAAUUGUCAGUUAAUGUGUUGUUAUUGCAAUGUCGUGAAAUCAAAUAAAGAUGAAGAUGUUCAACGUUUAAGAAUCAAUUUAAGAAAUUAUGCAUUAAAAAAUAAUUUACCAAUGACUUUAGAUUCAGUUGAAGCUUAUCACAUUCUCCGUAAUGGAAUUACUGGUGGUCUAUCAAAUGUUCAACAUCGUGUUAAUCUUAAAGGAAUCACGCACAUUAAUAAACUUUCAUAUAAUCCAGAAACUAAAACUGUAUCAAAUGAGGACACCACCAACAUUAUGACUCAUUUCGUUGGAGUUGACUUUAAUUCAUUAUAUCCUUCAUCAUUUUCAUCUAAUCCUCAUGAUUUCAUUCAAUAUACUGACCAUAAAAUGUAUAUGCCGGGAAGAUUGAAUGGUGUUAUCAUUUGUGAUACAGCAACAAAGAAAGCAAAAGCACUGGGAAUAAUUAAGAAGAAAAAUACUUUAUUCGUGGCUGAAGUAAAGGGUCACAUUGAUGAAAAAUACAUUAAUGAUUACAUAAACUUUUUACCGAUAAUAAGAAACUUAGAUAUUAUCACAGAUGAAAAAACAAUUGG